Ilyonectria robusta is the source of this 582-nucleotide messenger RNA. Its product is annotated as Cerato-platanin. The record is from RefSeq and is a predicted model, not a curated record. NCBI's taxonomy places the organism in Eukaryota, Fungi, Ascomycota, Sordariomycetes, Hypocreales, Nectriaceae. The transcript is spliced from 2 exons. The coding region runs from base 108 to 542 and encodes 144 amino acids.
UUUAGCUCCGUCUUGCUCUUCAAUACCAACGAACAACUAUCUAGCACUUGCAUCACCUAAUACCGACAUCAUCCUGUCUAAAAUUAAUUCUCACGUCUCCUCUCACGAUGCACUUCUCCAACCUCUUCAGCACCGCAACCCUCCUCGCGCCAACAUUGGCGGUCUCCGUGACGUACAAUAUCAUCUAUGACGAUGCCAAGCGCCCCCUUUCCAAAGUCGCAUGCUGGAACGAGGAGUUUGGCUUGAAGCCCGGUUACAACGAGUGGCAGACGCAGGGCAAUAUCCCCAGGAUCCUCGCUAUGGAUACUAUCACCGGCCCGAAAUCUGCCGCAUGUGUCACUUGUUGGAUAAUUGAGUACGAAGACAGGGCUAGACCGUUCCUUGCUAUCGAUGGCGCGGGUUCCGGCUUUGUCCUCUCCCUGGAGGGCAUGAACACUCUCACAAAUGGAAAGGCGGAGAAGCUCGGCCGUAUAGACGCAAAUGCCACCCAGGUAGACAUGCUUAACUGCGGUUUUGGAGACCCGCCAUAUGAUGAACUAUAGUGGAUUGUUGACAUGAUGGAAUGGAUCCAAACUUGCGGUA